Messenger RNA from Rhopilema esculentum, 462 nucleotides. The record is from RefSeq and is a predicted model, not a curated record. NCBI's taxonomy places the organism in Eukaryota, Metazoa, Cnidaria, Scyphozoa, Rhizostomeae, Rhizostomatidae.
AUGGUGAAUUUUCGUGAAUUUUCUGUACCAGAGAACGUAUGCUUGGGUGACGAAAGAGUUGUAUUCGAACAAGGUACAGGGUCAGUUUGGGUUAAGGUCAAAGUCGAAGGGAAAUGGAAGCCUGUUGAAUUGGCCGAAGUGCUGUUCGUUCCAGAUUUGGCAAAGAAUUUGCUCUCAAUCAGUGCAAUUGUCACAAGGAAUUUGUCAGUGGUUUUCAACGAGGACAAAUGUCUAAUCCUAAAUAGUGAUGGAGAAACCUUGGGUUUAGGAAGAAAAGACAGAAAGUUGUUUAUUCUUGACUGUCUACCAAUGAAUGAAUUAGCACAUGAAGCUAACAGUGCAGCUGAUACCUUGCAUCAGAGUUUUGGCCAUUUAGGAGUGAAGAAUUUGAAAACUUUACAACAUAAGGAGCUAGUUGAGGGAGUGAAGUUCAAUGAUUCAAGAUAUAUGCAGUUUUUUUAG